This is a messenger RNA of Talaromyces amestolkiae, 765 nucleotides long. RefSeq lists its product as uncharacterized. The transcript is spliced from 2 exons. NCBI's taxonomy places the organism in Eukaryota, Fungi, Ascomycota, Eurotiomycetes, Eurotiales, Trichocomaceae. Bases 1 to 765 code for a protein of 254 amino acids. The record is from RefSeq and is a predicted model, not a curated record.
AUGAAGCCUACUCUCUUUAUCGUCCACGGCGGCUGGCAUGUUCCCGAGAACUACGAGAGGCUCAUCUCAGCACUAAGGGCUGACGGCUACGAAGUCCAUUGUCCACGACUUCCAACCACCAACCAGAGCCGACCGCCCAAUGCUGAUCUUUACACUGACUCGGAUUUCAUGCGCUCCUACGUCUCAAGUCUUGUGCAGGCUGGGCGCGAGGUGGUUGCCAUCUUACAUUCAUACGGCGGGCAAGUAGGCAGUGAUGCGCUUAUUGGCCUUGGAACAGCAACCCGAGAGAAGGAAGGUCUCUCAGGGGGAGUCACACACCUAAUCUAUAUGGCUGCAUUCGCAGUGGCUGAGGGCGUCGGUAUGAUGGACAAAGUUCGCGAAUUCGGCCAUAUGAACCUGGUGCCGAUAGCAUUUGAUUUUGCUGAGGACCAGACUUGCCUGAACAAUGAUCCGCGCAACCUGCUGGUCGGCCCUAGUGACCUUGCCCAGGAAGAGGUGGACAAGUACCUGGCGAAGCUUGUCCGCUGGAAUGGCAAGGCAAUGUACUUGCCUAUCCGCCACGCUGCUUGGCGUGAUAUCCCUGUUGCCUACAUCUACUGCACCGCCGAUAUGACAGUGCCGUUGGACUACCAGGAGAGCUUUGUUGCAGACAUGGAGAAGGUUGGUCGGCCUGUGCGCACAUUUGAGCUCGCCACGGGACACUCCCCUAAUCUGACAGCCACGGCUGGCGUGGUCGACUCCAUUAAUCAGGUUGUAAUUAGCUAG